This is a messenger RNA of Blumeria graminis f. sp. triticale, 246 nucleotides long. NCBI's taxonomy places the organism in Eukaryota, Fungi, Ascomycota, Leotiomycetes, Helotiales, Erysiphaceae. The record is from the annotation of a GenBank genome assembly.
AUGCCUGUCAGCCUCUCUCGCGCACUCUUCGACCUUGGUCUCGAUGAACACCUUGCUGCAUUCUCCGGCGCUGGAUAUUCUAGCUGGGAGAAAUUGACAACCAUCACUGAGCAAGAAUUAGCCGCGCUCAACAUUCGCCCCGGUAACAGGCGAAAGCUACAAAGGGCCAUUGCGCGAUCAUUAAAUUGGCCAGACAAUCGGCCAUUACCAUCACCAGCUGAGCUUGACCGUUUUCGUCGCAGCUAA